Molecule: messenger RNA, 2847 nt
Organism: Hydra vulgaris (swiftwater hydra)
Lineage: Eukaryota; Metazoa; Cnidaria; Hydrozoa; Anthoathecata; Hydridae
Product: FHIP family protein v1g243165
Source: RefSeq, a predicted model, not a curated record
GAUGGAACGCUACUAUUAUUAAAGGCAAAAUAGUUUUAAUAUCUGUAAAAUUUAACAAAUUGAGAUAAUGGGACAUCAAAACAACUUAUCAAUUAACAAAAGUACAUCAAAAGUAGUUCAUUAUCAAAUAAUAAAUUGUUUUUUAAAUUUGGUUUUGGAAAAAUUAAUUUAAUCAAUUAGCAGAAGUUAUAUUUAUCAUGAGUACAAUCGAGGAGAAAAUAAAAUCAGAGUUAGAUGUUCUCUGGAGCAAUUGUGAAUUAUUAUUAAUUACAGACUAUGAGCUAUUAGAUUCAAACAAAAUUGAAAACAUUUCUAAAAUGGUAAUUCAAAUAUCAACAAUUUUAGUUGAAAAUAGCACUCAUGAAGAAAUGGAAUCAGUUUUGUUAAAUUUUUGCAAACAGAAUGAUAUUUUUAACAAAAUUUAUAGGUGGACUGGUUUGAAUCGUAAAUAUUUAAAACCAAUGGCUUCAUUGCAGUUAUCUUGUUAUAAUACUCUUAUUCAGAAGGCUUCAGGAAAGCUGCUUGCAUGUAAGCAAGUGAUGAUACCAUUACUUUUACUUAUGUUAUCUCUAAAACCAACUGACACCCGUAGGACUCCACACGAAGUAGAGUUUUUAUAUGUAAAUAUUUUAUACAAUAUAUCUCAGCGAAUUUCAAAUACAUAUUUAUUAGACUUAUUAUCCCAUGAUUUAUAUACUCCAAAUGAAGAUUUUAAAAUUCCUCGUUUCACAUUUUUUGAAUUACUUCUAUUUUACACACAUAAGCCUGGUGAAAUUGGAGAUUUAGCACGUUUAGCUAUUCUUACAUGUCUUAAAUUUUCUAUUAGAAAUGAUCCUCUCAAUGAAUUUAUUUGCCAUCAAACAGUUGCAUGUGCUAUAAUUGCUGGUGGUCUUAGUGCACGUUACUCAUCUCUUCCUACAACAUUAGUCAUGAAUUCUGAAGGUUGGCAUACUAUUACAAAAACCGACUUAGAGAAUUUGCCUGUGUUGCGAGCAUUCUUAAAUUGUCUUUCUUUUUGCUGCAAUGUUAUGGAUUGUGGAAAUCAUCUAGUAAAUUCAAGACUGACAUCUUUAAUACAUGAUGGAUUUUUAAUGUCAGUACUGGCUCCUGCACUUAACCAGUCUCCUAUUGAAGCUCAGAUAGCUGCUCUUGCAUACUUGGAUUUAUCUUUACGUUUUAUUUCAAGUGAAUAUUUAAUGGAAAUAUUUUUAAAAUUUCUACUAACAGAAGCUUAUGAUAACAAAUCAAUUAUUAACUUGCUGAUCAGCUGUAUGACCUCUGAUUCAGAAAAGCUUGCAAUGGUUACCAUACGAUUGUUUCAAACUAUGUUUGAUUUAAAUUGUGAAGAUGUACUAUUUGACUUGAUUCUUAAGUAUUUACUUCCAUGCAAUCAUAUUCUGCCAAACCAAAAACGUAUCAUUAAAGAGAUGGAUUUUUAUUGUAAGAGUGCCAUCAUGUUUUUGUACUUAAUACCAGCCUCAUGCAUUGAAGCAAAAAAAGAAGAUGAAGAAGUCAGCCCUCUGUUACCUCAAAAGAGCUCAUAUAGUUCUACGUUAAUGGAAAAUAAAACUGACAAUAGCUUACAAGCCAAAAAAAAGUUUAGUGUAGAUAGCAACGGUAGUCAAAAUAGUUUUUUAUCAAAAGAUUCCUAUUCUUCCUUAGGCACAUUUGACUUGAUGGAAUAUUUAGCAGACGCUAGAAAAAUAAUAAUGGAAUGUAAGAGAGCUUGUAAGUGCUGGUCUAAUGCUUAUGAUGGAAUGGAUGUUAUAAUUGAUAAUUACAGUGAAAAGUCUUCUUAUACCAGCAACAUGGUACGAACUAAGUCAACUAUUUCAACCAAAACAAAUCGAAGUGCUACAAAUAUUUCUAUAAAUGGAGAAAUGUGUCUUGGAGAUGCUAGAGCAGAAUGUAUUGGUCCCUUUCUAAAUGCUUUAUUUGACAAACUGGAAAAGAUGACGGAAAAUAGUUUUCACUUAAAUCUUUGUUUAACAAGUUUAGUAACACGACUGGCCUGUUAUCCUCAACCAUUGCUUAGAUCCUUUCUACUUAAUUCCAAUCUUGUUAUUCAACCAGGUGUUCGAUCAUUAUCACAAGUGCUUGCUCGUGUUUCAACAACAAGUGAUGCGUUUGUGUCACAAUUUCACGAUUAUCGGCAAUUAAUUAGAAAAGCUCGACAACAUUUAAUGCAACCAGAUCAAUCUAAAUAUUUUACUGAAGAUCCUAGUUUAUUUAAGGACUUAAAUAAUACAGAACUCACAGUUAACUGUACUCUUCAAUCAAACGAAGAUACCCAGGCAAUUUAUGAACAGAAAUCACCUAUUUUGUCAAAUACUUUAAGUGUAGAUGACAUCUUAUGUCGAUCACCGUGGUCAUUGUUUCAUAAGGAACAACAUGAUAAUAAAAAUGAAAAACGCGUAUCUUUAAACACCAGACACAGUAAGCUGCAUCCAGUAAUCCCGAAAUUAGGAUUACGUAGUUCCAAUAAAAAAGAUUUUAAAAAUCAAACCACUGUAGACAAAUUAGAUUCGCAUGUUCAGAAUUUAUUGGUUAUAAAAAAGGCUGUCUAUUGCGUGAUCGUAUUAGAAGAAUUUAUGAAAGAACUUGCCGCAGUGUCCAUAGAGCAGACGUUGUUAUAAUUUUUUUUUUUUUUUUUUGAGUUAUUUUUCAUCAAUCGUUUAUAAUUCUUUCGUUAAAUUUAUUUCUUUGUUUUUGUUUUGAUUGAUUUCAAUGCUUUUUUUUCUUUCUUUUCAUUUACGCUUUUUGUUUUUAAUGGAUAUGUUUCAUAUUUUAAAUCAAAGUUUUUAUAUGUAUUCUUACUGCUAAUAAUUUUAAAUUGUAAAUGGCUCA